Haplochromis burtoni (Burton's mouthbrooder) is the source of this 4918-nucleotide messenger RNA. RefSeq names its product endothelial PAS domain protein 1b (gene epas1b). The transcript is spliced from 16 exons. NCBI's taxonomy places the organism in Eukaryota, Metazoa, Chordata, Actinopteri, Cichliformes, Cichlidae. Gene Ontology annotation, cellular component: transcription regulator complex; cytoplasm; nucleus. Gene Ontology annotation, biological process: cellular response to hypoxia; regulation of transcription by RNA polymerase II. Gene Ontology annotation, molecular function: DNA-binding transcription factor activity, RNA polymerase II-specific; RNA polymerase II transcription regulatory region sequence-specific DNA binding; protein dimerization activity. The record is from RefSeq and is a predicted model, not a curated record. The coding region runs from base 403 to 3036 and encodes 877 amino acids.
CAGCUGAGCCUCAGGUCAGAGGCAGAGCAGCUCUGGGAGUUUGCAUAUCAGCAAGCGAAGAAAAGUUUUGACAAGCGGACCUGCGGGCGGCUUCUGUCAGCAGCAGCAGCUCAGCGUUCAGCCUGUGUGGAGUCUUUUCUCAGCGGGUGAGAGGUUGUACAAUCCUCGGCAGUGUUCUGAGACUGUACGGCCCCAAUCCCCCAGCUCAAUCACCGCCAGCCUGGACUAACUGAACGCUUCACAGGUUUAAUGACUUCAUCUGUCAGCGGGCUCCUUGUGACCUGCGCACUUCGGUCUUAAACCUGCUUUUUCUCGUCUCCCUAUUUUUUUUAAAUAUCAUUUUGUUUUAACUCUAAAGUUGGACUUUACUCAAGACUGUCGUGGAAACAGCAUUGCGAAAAUAUGACAGCCGAAAAGGAGAAAAAGAGGAGCAGCUCAGAGAGACGUAAGGAGAAGUCUCGCGAUGCAGCGCGCUGCAGGCGCAGCAAAGAGACGGAGGUGUUCUACGAGCUGGCCCACCAGCUGCCUUUAUCCCACAGCGUCAGCGCUCACCUGGACAAGGCAUCCAUCAUGAGGCUCGCUAUCAGCUUCCUCCGUACACGCAAGCUGCUCGCCAUAAGCUGCAGCAGCAGCAGCAGCGACGGCGAGGACAACGGACAGAUGGACAGCCUGUACCUGAAGUCUCUGGAGGGCUUCAUCACCGUAGUAACAUCAGAUGGUGACAUGAUCUUCCUGUCCGAGAACAUCAACAAAUUCAUGGGACUCACGCAGGUGGAGCUUACUGGUCACAGCAUCUUUGACUUCACCCACCCAUGCGACCAUGAGGAGAUCAGAGAAAACCUCAGUCUGAAGACGACUGGAAGUGGUUUUGGUAAAAAAUGCAAAGAGCUGAGCACAGAGAGAGAUUUCUUCAUGAGGAUGAAAUGCACGGUGACCAACAGAGGACGCACCGUCAACCUCAAGUCAGCCAGCUGGAAGGUGCUUCACUGCACUGGACAACUGAGGAUGUACAACAGCUGCCCUCCACGAGUGCUGUGCGGCUUCAAAGAGCCUCCGCUCACAUGCGCUGUCCUGAUGUGCGAACCGAUACCACACCCGUCCAACAUCGACACGCCGCUGGACAGCAAGACCUUCCUGAGCAGACACAGCAUGGACAUGAAAUUCACCUACUGUGACGAGAGGGUAACAGAGUUGAUGGGUUACACUCCCGAGGAUCUGCUGGGUCGUUCCAUCUACGACUUCUACCACGCCUUGGACUCAGACAGUGUCACCAAGAGUCAUCAAAACUUGUGUACCAAGGGUCAGGCAGUAAGCGGUCAGUAUCGUAUGCUGGCUAAGAACGGGGGUUACGUCUGGGUAGAAACCCAGGGAACUGUCAUUUAUAACAGCCGCAACUCUCAGCCGCAGUGCAUCGUGUGCAUCAACUAUGUCCUCAGUGACAUUGAGGAGAAGUCGAUGAUUUUGUCCCUGGGGCAGACGGAGUCCCUGUUCAAGCCACGACACAUGAGCAGCUUCUUCAGUCCUGGAGUGGGCAUGAGCGGAGAGCCUGGAGAUGCCCUCUUCAGUAAAUUCAAAGAGGAGCCGGAAGAUCUCGCUCAGCUUGCUCCAACACCUGGAGACACGAUCGUUUCCCUCGACUUCAGUCGUGUUCAGUUUGAAGAGCCCAAGCAGCCAGCAUACUCCCAGGUGUCUGCUUCAGCCAUGGCCCCUCCGGGACCACCGUCCUGGGCCAGUGAGAGCCACAAGUCUGCCUCCAAUGCCUCUGGACCCCCAACUGCAGCUCCAGGGGACGUGGGUAAAAUGGCCGGUGGUUCGUUCACUGUGCAGCAGAAUCCUCCACCGGGCAGCGCCACUCCGAGCCUCAGCAGCUGCUCCACGCCCAGCAGCCCAGAUGAUUACUACAGCUCAGUGGAGAGUGACCUGAGGGUGGAGCUCACAGAGAAGCUGUUUGCUCUGGACACAAAGGGAGACAGUUCUGCAAACACUGAGAGGGACUUGAGUGAUUUGGACCUGGAGACUCUGGCUCCUUAUAUCCCUAUGGAUGGAGAGGACUUCCAGCUCAAUCCCAUUGUCACAGAGUCAGAGCCCCUGGAGGCAGCUCCAGCAGGAUCCAUGGGGAGCAACACCAGCCUGCCCCAAACUAACCAGACCACCCAGCAGAGUUUCAACAAUGUGGCCAGCCUCUUACAGCCCCUGUCCACCUCCUCCCAAUCCCCAGGCCACUACCAGCGUGCGGCAUCUUCAUCCUGGGCUGGAGGGGAAAAGAGAGUCUCCAGCCAGGGGAAUACAGAUCCCCAUGGAAGGUCAUACAUGAUGGGGCAUCUGCACAAUCCCCCAUACCAGGCCCCAGCCAGCUCCCCGCUGUCCUCCAUGGGUGGCAGUCAGAAUCUGCAGUGGCCACCAGACCCGCUGUUGACUUACCAACAACAACCACGGCCCACCAAAGCCUGUCUGAUGGACACGAUGUUGGAAGAACGGCCAUCCUGCAAGCAGAACAUGCCACAUGGCAUGCAGAAACAGAGGUCCAUCGACAACUUUGUACAAGCUUACAGAGACAUGAGUCCAGCCAGAGUGGCCAUGGCCAACAGUAUGAAGCGCUCCUUCAGCCAGAUGGCUGUGGGUGAAAGCAAGCUGCCAGAGUUCAUAUGGAAGAAGAUAAGGAGUGACAGUUGCAUGGAUCGUUCCCUCUGUGCAGGAUCACUGGCAGAGUCGGAGAUGGCGAGAAUGAUGCCAGGGAACAUGGCUCCAUGUCUCAACUCGCUGCAACAACACAGGAAGUCACUGUACGCAGGAAAUGGGAUAAGUGGUCGAAAUGAAAAAGGCUUUCCCCAAAAGAGCUGUGACUACAGAGAGUAUAACAUGCUGCCUUCUAACAAGUGUGAGGGCAUAGCCAGUCGUUUGCUGGGGCCUUCAUUUGAACCCUCCUUUCUGCCGGAGUUGACCCGCUAUGACUGCGAGGUCAAUGUCCCGCUGCAGGGCAACCUGCACCUCCUCCAGGGCUGUGACCUGCUGAGAGCCCUGGACCAGGCCACCUAGAGCCCCAGAUUCAAACACCGACAUAAACCUGGACUUACUCCCUGCCCUGAGCCUCAACCUGCAGCACGAGACUUAAGCCUUUCUUUACCUUUGUACCUCUAGGCCUUCUAUGAGCCCUACAGCUCAGCUAACUAUAGAGAAUGGUAUUAAUGGCCACAUCCUGCCUUAUUUAGCCCCACACUCUUUUCCCCAUCCCUUUUUAAGUUCUCUGUGUAGACCAAGCUGAGUUAUCAGGGUCAAGCCACAUGCACCCCUUUCCCUGCCAAGCUCUUGACUCAUAUCAGAUGCAGGUUGACCACCAUUGAGCCAAACAUCAAAUGACCCGCAUGUAUAACAAACGAUCACUGGUCAAAAAAAAAAGGUCAAUGCUGCACAUUUAAUACAUGACAAUGGUCACACCAUCACAUUAAUUAUUUAAGAGUUUUGACACUGGGAUCUCACCGGGUUUGGUAUAGAUGCCAACAGGGUGGCAAAGCUAUGUUUGAAAACACAUCCUGAACUCGGGUCUCUGGUGUAAAGGGGUGUUAGUGGUGUGGAAGAAAACCUGCCUCAAAGGCCAGCUCUGCUCAAACAUCUACAGCCGCAUCACCCUGACUACCAGCCGAUUCCUGCUUAGGUUUAGCAAAGCGGGAAUCUGUGAGCAGUGGGUCUCUGACCUACGUCCUGAUAUGGACUCUAUGCAGCUCAGAUCCCAGCCCUACUGCUCUUCUAGCUAAAGCAUUUGGCUCAGAAGAGAUGAUAUUAUACUACCUACACAUGAACAGAGACACGGUCUUCUUUCACAUUUGCAUGUUUUACCAGCAACUUGUAGACACGGCGCAGUUGAAGCUUCAAGCAAGAGUUGGGUAUCAUGAACUGUGGUAAAUUGUAGCCAUUUUAAAGAUUUCUUAAGAAUCCUUUACACUAUUGUAUUCUCAUUACGGACACCCAAAGAUGAUUUCUUUCUAAUCAUAGUGGUGCAAUAUGCUGGACUGGAGUACUUUACAGUGUGGCCAGAUGUAAUGUUGUAACUUUGCGGUAAUCUGUAUUAAUUUCAUUUCCUCUAUGCCCAAGACUUAAAAUAUACUCCAAUUUAAGUAUUAUUCUAAUCUUUAGAGAAUUAAAGGUUGCUUUAUUUGAAAGGCUAUGACCAGAACCAGAACUGCCGAGCAGAAUCGGAAGCAGUAAAAGUGAUACCCAGCCUUGCUCAAGCCUUUUUCCACAUAUUCACAUUCAUCAGCCUGCCUCGUUUUGUCUGAAUCCAUCCCAUAAAUCACUGUAGCAUAUCUCUGCUGCUUUAGUAGAUAAACUAGUAGCAUUAGAUCUGUAUGUUUCAAAUGACAUAUCAUUAUUGUAAAUAGUCUUUUCUUCUUUUCCUGAAUUGAGAUAUUGAAGCUUUUAUGAAAUUCCCCCAGUUUAUUCAAUCCAAACUGACCGGACACUUCACCACAUUAAUAAUGCCUUUUUUUUUUCUUCUUCUUUAGUUCCUACUCAACGUACUACAUUCUCUUAUUUUCUCUGUCUCUCACUCUCUCUCUGACACUGUAAUAAACAUAUUGCAAUAUAUGUAAUCUGAACAUUUAAGAUUUAACAUCUUCAUCUUAAAUCUGUCUAAACACGCUUUCCUCACUUUAGUGUCUCAGUCAGGUAAGUAGCUUGUGUGGAUACAGGGUUAUUUUCUUAUUGUGCAAUUAUUUCAUUGAGCUAAAACUUAGAUUGUCAGUAACAAAGCUAGACUUUAUGUACAUAAUCAAUAGCCUGCACAAAGGAAUGUGACAUGCACACACUGUAAGAGUUCAUAUGAUUAAAUGUUAUUAGCUAACACACAUUUUAUGCAAUACAGGAAACCAUAAAGACCAGACCAGUGGUGUGCACAGAGUAUGAGGGGACCAGGGACUGUUUG